UCUAAAAAGGAAUAAGAAAAAUUUUAAAAUGGCAUCAGGUGACGAUAUGGGCGAUGCUUCAAAAAUUCCACUACCUGAAAAAGACAAUAAAGAAGGAAACCAUCAUGACAAAGUCGACAAAAUUACCAUACCUGCAGGUGAUCCAAUGUCUACUGAUGGAGUAAUCAACAAGCGAAAUGCGACUCCUGGUCCUUCAAUCGUAGGUGGUGAAAAUCUAAAUCAAAUGCAGCACAUUAAUAAAAGGAAUAACAGACCUAGAGCCGGACGCUGGGUUCAGUCUAGACAAAAUCGAGGCAUAAAAAGAAGACAACGAAACACAGCUAACAAUGUUGCUAAUUUAUUCAUUCAGAUGGCUAACACAAUUUUUGCGCCCAAUCAAAGAGGUCGCUCUAGAGGCUACAAUAAUAGAAGAUAUAACAAUAGAGGCCGCAAUAAUCGAAAUUACUUUAGAGAACAUCAAGGAGGGCAUAACAACAGAGGAAAUAACACUAGAGGACGUUCAUUUCAAAAUCAGGAAAACAAUAAUAAUUAA
Molecule: messenger RNA, 532 nt
Organism: Leptopilina heterotoma
Lineage: Eukaryota; Metazoa; Arthropoda; Insecta; Hymenoptera; Figitidae
Product: GATA zinc finger domain-containing protein 15-like
Exons: 5
Coding region: 29-532 (167 amino acids)
Source: RefSeq, a predicted model, not a curated record